AUAUUUUGUUUCCUAUUGUCAAAUUAAGCAAAUCAUUUUCAAAACCACACAUACCAUAACAUGUGGGAUGUCUGAGUUGAGUAAUAUCUGUCAAACAGCCACCAUCCAUGCGUGAAAUUUACCGAGCAGCGGGAUUAAGUAAUUCCUUGGAAAACAAUGCAUCAUUCAUGAACGGACAAAAAUAGGAACAAAAGCAGACUGCGAAAGACCCAGAUCUAAAGCAAUAUUUUUCUUGAGAGGAUAAAGAAUAUCCAAGGUACCAGAGCUUUCAUCAGUGAAGGAAAAGAUAUGAGUCUAAGAGUUUUACUCGCAUCUUGCCUUGUAGCAUUAGUAUGUGGAAAAUCACUUGAAGAUAAAGAGAAACGGGAAGCCAACCCCUGUGGUUACGGAUGUCCAUCAAUCUGUGCUCCAGCCUGUGAACCAACGUGUUGUGCUCCACCUCCUCCCCCUCCACCACCACCAUGUCCCGUCCCUGUUCCAGUGCCGUGCCCACAACCAGGACCCCCAGGACAACCAGGCUGCAUGGGACCACCCGGACUUCCCGGAUGUCGCGGAUUCCCCGGUUCUCCAGGAUGUAUGGGACCAAUGGGACCAAUGGGACCUCCCGGAGCACCCGGGUGCCCCGGUCUCCCCGCUCCACCCCCACCUCCUUGUCCCCCCAUUUGUAUCCAUCAUUGUAUGAAAAUCUGUCCCCAGCCAUGCUGCACUCCACCACCCCCUGUGUACAUUCCUCCACCCCCACCCCCACCUAUGCCAGUCUGUGCUCCGGCUUGCGCUCCUGCUUGCUGUAAAUAGAGCGUUUGAAAUCUAAAGAGAUUUUUCGAUCGAAGACGUGCCCUAUGGGCAGAAUAGCAGAACAGUGGCCUAGAUACUUGAUUUCAUGUUCUUAGCCCUAACUUCCUGACGAACAAAAACUUUAGAAAUGUAUUAAAAUUGUUUCUGUUUGAUACAUUGAAAAAAUAAUAAAUUUCAGUUUCCAAUA
Messenger RNA from Stylophora pistillata, 982 nucleotides. RefSeq lists its product as uncharacterized. NCBI's taxonomy places the organism in Eukaryota, Metazoa, Cnidaria, Anthozoa, Scleractinia, Pocilloporidae. The record is from RefSeq and is a predicted model, not a curated record.